Suhomyces tanzawaensis NRRL Y-17324 is the source of this 780-nucleotide messenger RNA. RefSeq lists its product as uncharacterized. The coding region runs from base 86 to 484 and encodes 132 amino acids. The record is from RefSeq and is a predicted model, not a curated record. The transcript has a single exon. Lineage: Eukaryota; Fungi; Ascomycota; Pichiomycetes; Serinales; Debaryomycetaceae.
GAGGGGUACAACAAGGCUAAAAGGCUGUGAUUGCAAGCCGAACCCCAAUGGGCCGUGAUGGUUCUAUUGGCUAGGGCAGGCUGUAAUGCUACUACUGGCUGCUCCAGUAGAAAAGUGCGAGCCCCCAGCUUCUUGGACAUUUUUACCGGCUGCUCACGCCGGUGCGUCAAUGUUGGGCCCUCGGCCUCAUCGCAGCCGUGCAGCGAUGUCGCCAGCACCAGCCGAGCCUGCGAUUGUGGUCACGGAGGCAAGCUUACAAAUUGGCGUAGGUAGUGACUCAGACAGAACCUGCCAGAAGACUAGGAUUCUAGAAGCAGCAAGGGGUGUUGCAGUCGAGGUGUUUGGUGGAGAAGGUCCAGGCUCGGCUGAAGAAUGCGGUUCUGGUCCAAAUGUCGUUCUGGCGAAUAUUCUCAUACCUCAUCGCACUACAGACACAUCACGUGGCACUACCCUGGGAUUGGCGGUGUUAGACUACUCACAAUAAGUUGCCAGACCCUGUGGAUCCAGUCCAUAUCGUCCUUACUAUCGCCUACCAUUUAAACUAUCGGUACCCGGCACAUCGUGCAUGCCUACUGAGCGUCAGCCUCCGGUUAUGUGAUUGGUGCGUCCGACAUCGUCGCAUGCUCUGGCACAACAAACAAGCCGAGGACGAUGUCGCACCGGUGCCGCUUUCCUAUUCCGGUAGGCUAGUGGGUUUUUUUGCCUCGGAGCUUCCCACUUGCGACUUUGUCCGUGGUCAAAUUGCUUUUUCCAAAUUAUCUCCGAGCUCUUCAAUGAGGU